AUGAGUAUUGUGUCCUCAUUUCGGGUGAUAAUCGGUUGCCGACAGACAAAGAGGUCUCAAACACGAAGACAUCGUUUGCAUGAGGAGUACAAUUCCCUUCUGUCGGUUACUACCCACUCUCUGUGCUGUGCAGCGCUGAGAUGGAGACGUCAUCGCGACUUACGCACCGGUUCUUCAGACGCCGAGCAAAGAUGCCCACUCGUGUCCGCCGGCAAACCCGAUGACUCGUCGGAUCCGUUCGUGCCGUUGCGUCUUCUGGUGUGCGGGCACUCCAUGUGUGAGCUCUGCCUUUUGGACAUUUGCCGCCAACAGAGCAAAGAGUUCAUCAAAUGCCGCAUCUGUUCCCAAAUCACGACAAUCGGCGACGCCGUCCACCGCACUAUUGCUCAGCACGAGUUGGACAUUAAGAAGUGGACGGAUCCCACUGCCUCUGGAACCGCUGUCUUAAGGCUAGAAAUGAAAGACAUGUUGCCAUUGGAUUUGUAUCAAUUGGGUCUCGCAGUUGAUUGCGGCGCCAUUGCGGCCACGAAGGCGGCCGAGUGUGUGGACCUAGACUUGGAUGACGACACCAAUGCGGCGGCUGUGGGCGGCACUCAAACGCCGGCCAAUGAUCAGCGACUGUUCAAUAGUUUGCGCGAAGACAACACCACAAUGAAGACCAUAGAGUCAAAGAUCCCGGCGACGGCGCCGAAGCAGUUCCAGGACACUGUCCGUAACGGCAUAAAGUCGUUCAUCGAAUUGUCCACUAAUCAUAUGGCAAUCAAUCGGUCUACCGAUGAGACCAAAGAGUGGCUCCAGGAGUCCAAACAGAGCACUCGCGAGAUGUUUCAUCGGUUCCACUCUAUUCUUCAGUUCCGCGAGAAAGAGCUGUUGCGAGAGUUGGACGCACUCGCGGACGGCCGACAGGAGGAGCUUCGAGUCUUCAUGAAUGAGAUUCUGACCAAACGAUCGGAUCUAAAGGGGAAACUCUUGCAAUCCAUUCAAACCCAUACCGACAAAGAGAGGCAACAGUUGCGCAAACAGAUCGAUCUGUUGUCCGGAGACUCCAACUGUAUUCAAGUGAAUCCACCGAAGACUGACUUUAAGUUCAUCCACAACGAGAACAUCGAAGACGAGCUCAAGAAGUUCGGCAAAUUCGAGAGACAGAGACACACGUCGACAACGGGAGCGACUGCGGGGGCGGCGGUCACAGAGAACGGCACGAAUCAUAGGCCCGACAAUACGGUGACCCUAUCGGACGAUGAGGACGAGGCGCAGCCGGCAAUGGACGACCAGUCAGAGGACACUCUCAACAGAGAAGUGGUAAAUAUCCUUCAUAUCGAUAAUCCGCAUAAAUUCUAUGUGCAAAAAGUGUCGGACAAAGAGAGGUUUGACAUAAUGUGUCAACAAAUAGAUGCCAUCUGUAACUCGGCUUAUAAUCACGGGCCGGGCGUCGAUGGGAUGGCCACCGGGGAGUCGGUGUUCGCCUAUUCGCUGAUCAAGAAGUGUUGGUGCAGAGGAACCGUCACUUUCAUCGACCAAUCGGGUCGCGGCGAACGCCGAUUCGCCGCCAAUGUGCAGCUCAUUGACUACGGCGUGAGUGAAGUGAUUAAUUGGGAUCACAUACGCGAGAAGCGACCGGAACUGUUCGACCCCCGCAAGUAUCCCCCGUUCGCCAUAAAGUGCGCCCUCUAUAACGUUAAGCCAAAGUCUUCGUCGAGCGCUUCCCGUGAGUGGAGCGCCGCCGCGAAGAACCUCUUCAAACUCUACGUGACUAACAAUGCGGUCAUUUCGUUUGACUUCGAGACCCGCGACGGCUAUAAAUUUGUUGAUCUCAUCCAUUACGACGUGCCGGACGUCGUCUAUCAGAUCCCGUCCGUAAUCGAGGCGUUGGUACGCAACGAGUGCGCGGCUCUCACCGGACAGAUCGACUUCGGCUCCUAUUGUCGCCAUAAGAGUCAAUCGAAUCGCUAUAAGAGCGAAGAGUUGCCAAAACUGAUGAGCACAUCGUCGGUGUUGGUCUCGCACGUGGAAACGCCCGACCAUUUCUACGUUCAACUCCAGCGCCACCACAAAGUGCUGAUGGAUAUGCUCGAGAAGUUGAACGCCGCGUACAGCCGCCAGACCGACGGUAUCUACACGUACUACUGUCCCAAACCGGGCACUCCUUGUGCCGCUAUCUUCUCUGGCGAUAAGAAGUACUACAGGGCUGUCGUGAAGAGUCGCACGAAGACUUCGGGCACCGAAGCGGUCAUACAGUUUGUCGACUUUGGCAACGAAGAGACGGUUCGCAUUCGGGACUUAAGGCUCUUGAAAGACGACUUCUUCGAGAUGCCGAAGCAGGCGAUCAUCUGUGGACUCACUCACGUCGAGCCGGCCUUUGGUUUCAAAUGGAAAGAAGAUGGUAUCAAAGAUUUCAAGUUCUCGAUAUCCAACGAUAAGGGGCCGCAGAUACUGACGAUGACGGUGAAUGAGUUGCGACACACGGCCACCAAAGAGCCCAAACUGAUGGUUGUGCUGAGGAGUUACGACGGCGGCGAAUACGGUGUCAAAGUGAACGAACUGUUGGUGAAGAAGGGCGCCGCUCACAGCACUGGCCACCACUCCAUCUCCGAUGACGACAGGGCUCACAGCUCGCACGUGUCUACUGUUAGCGGCGGCGGUGAUAGUCGUAGUUCAUCGGCCGCAGCGACGGCAGCGGUGAUGGAUCUGCCGUACAAAGUGUCGGCUUUGAUUGUGACCAAAGAUCUAAUGGAACGCAAUCAACGGUCCAAUUCAGACAAACGGACGUCACUUAUCAAAGUACGGGUGACUCUCAUGGAAUCGCCCGCAGAGUUCUUCGUGCAGAUCACUAAAGCGGAAGUGAAGGACUAUUUUGAAAAACACUUUGAAAACGAGUUGUACUCCGAGUACGCGUCGGCGCGACAUCCGUAUGACCGCACCGUCGGCUACAACGCCGAAGACUUGUGCGCCUUUAAAGUGGCCAACGAUUGGCGUAGGGGUCAAGUGUUGGAUCUGUUGACUACAGAUAGCGCCUCGUCUCCCGAAGCGGUGCCCACCUAUAAGGUGCUGGCUAUGGAUUACGGCACUAAACAUACCGUUAAAAUGAAUGAAAUGCGCGAAUUGACGGACAAAUUCCGAAAAGACGGUCCGUUUGCUAUGAAAUGCAAACUCCACGGCAUAAGACCGGCCGGCGGUGACAACUGGACACAAACGGCGCGCGACGAGUGCCAGCAGUUUCUUAAACAAGAAGAUCUCAUGAUUCUAAUCAAAGACGACGACAUCGAGAACGAGCCGAUCGCUGUCCGACUGUACGCCAAAGUGACCACAAUUCCCGGCGCUUUCUCGCGCCAGAAGACUGUUUACGAUAGCCUUCACUCGGCGCUCGUCAACAAGGGUUUGGCGUUUAAUGGAUCCACUGUUUCGGAUAACAGCCACGAGAACAUCGAUGACGACCAAGAGAUCAAUAACGAAGAUAUUAAGGGCGACCGCCAGGAAAUGCCAUUAACACUGUUUCCGAUGGGCGGGUCGGCGUUGGAAGCGUUGUCUCUCCGCUAUCAGCCGUCGGAUCUGAUCCAAGAUUUUAAGUACAAGGAGCCAACGCUGCCGACCCAAAAGAACUUCUUCGGGUGGGGCACAGAGUUUGUGGUGAACAAAGACUUUGACAUAUCGUUCCGCAUAUUUCAUAACGACUGCGACCCGCAGCCGACCACUGCUCUCGAGUGUCAGAUAAUGGAUACGCUGCGAGAGAAGGGAGCGUUGGCUCCGUUCGUCGGUUCCUUAAGCAAAGGCAACGCCUGCACCGCGUAUUUCAAUUUCGACCGCACGUGGAAUCGGGCGGAGAUUGUGGGCUUCGGUACGGCUCCGGACGGCCAGAGACUGCCGACCGUUAGAUACGUUGAUUACGGCAAUCAGGAGUCGCUUCUCGUUGAAAAUCUGAGCUCAGAUGUGUUCGGCAGAAAUGUGCCCAAACAGGCCAUCAAGUGUCACAUCAUUAACAUUAAGCCCCGCAGCGAAGAGGCCGACAAACAGAUCCGCAAUAUUAUCUAUAAGCAAGUGUUGGACAACAAGUGCCGCUAUUUUUGGGAAAAUUACCCGCAAACGCCUAUGAAAGUGAGUAUUGAUAUACCGAUAGACAACACAUACGUCUCGCUAUUAGCAUAUUUAGAGAGUGAGGGACUUCUGGCCACCGAUCGGAACGAAGAGAGCGAAGCGGUGGACGAGUACCUCAACAUUGAAGGCAUUAUUGAGCGGACGUACGGCUUAUAUCCGAAAGUGUUUGACGCGAACCGCUUUUACGAAGUGGUGAUUGCCUUCUCGUUGACCACGAAAUACGCCUUUUUCAACAUUCCUGAAGUUCAACGACCGCAGGACAGGGAUCGGGUCAUUAACGACGAGCACAAGUCCUUCCUCUCCGGACUGGAUGUGAUGCGCAAUAAUAUCGAUACAUUCGCACCACUCAAUAGUCCUGCCGAGGGCACUCCAUGUGUGGCCUGUAGUGCCGAAGAUAAUAACUGGUAUCGGGCGCUCAUCAUCUGUGUUAAGCACACCGAACGUAAAGCUCACGUGAUUUACGUGGACUACGGCAACACGGAAUGGAUCAAUUUCAAAGAUCUUCGAGCGAUUCCACGAAGUCAUUUGAAACCGAAAGCGCACUCAAUACUAUGCGAAUUGUUUAACAUAAAGCCGGCCAACAAUCAGCUCUGGUCUCGGAGUGAGGCUUUAUCGACAGAAAUGGCCACCUAUUUGGCCAAUUUGCCCGAAGUCCCGCCUAUUUUGGCCAAAUUUAAGAGCACUACUUCUCCAUUCAAAGUGGAUCUAUACCUGGCCUUAAAGAAUGAUCGCUCAAAGCCUGAACGACAUGUGUUCCAGGAGUUUGUAGACAGAGGUGUACUCGAGUACUGCGACCCCCGAGACGUCUGGAAGCCGCCCAUUGAGGCCACACAAAGCUAUCGAGCGGUUCGAGUGAAGAGCGAACCCACGAAUUAGCCAUCGGUUCCGCAAUUUAGUCCUAUUGUGAUUCUCAAUUGACUUUUCAUAUUAUUUGAUACAACUUUUUAUGCGU
Medioppia subpectinata is the source of this 5044-nucleotide messenger RNA. Lineage: Eukaryota; Metazoa; Arthropoda; Arachnida; Sarcoptiformes; Oppiidae. The record is from the annotation of a GenBank genome assembly.